Messenger RNA from Lepus europaeus (European hare), 2208 nucleotides. It is a transcript of the gene ZMYND15, whose product is annotated as zinc finger MYND-type containing 15. Lineage: Eukaryota; Metazoa; Chordata; Mammalia; Lagomorpha; Leporidae. Gene Ontology annotation, molecular function: histone deacetylase binding. Gene Ontology annotation, biological process: negative regulation of DNA-templated transcription; spermatid development. The record is from RefSeq and is a predicted model, not a curated record. Bases 1 to 2208 code for a protein of 735 amino acids. The transcript has 13 exons.
AUGGAGUUUGUGUCUGGAUACCGGGAUGAGUUCCUGGAUUUCACCGCCCUCCUCUUCGGCUGGUUCCGCAAGUUCGUGGCAGAGCGUGGGGCUGUGGGGGCCAGCCUCGAGGGCCGCUGGCGACAGCUGGAGGCCCAGAUCCGAAGGCUGCCCCAGGACUCUGCCCUUUGGGUGUUGCAUGUCUUGCCCAACAGUAGUGUGGGCAUCAGCCUGGGGCAGGGGGCAGAGCCGGGCCCAGGUCCAGGCCUGGAGGCUGCCCGACUCCUGGGAGACGAGCCCCCCCUCCACCUGCGAGACCUCAGCCCCUAUGUCAGCUUCGUCAGCCUAGAGGAGGGGGAAGAGGACGAGGAGGACGAAGAGAGUGGACAGGAGAAGCGGGCAGGUGCAGAGAAGGCGGGGGCAGAGGAGGGCAGGGAGCCAGUCCCCACCAGCAGGGCGUCCCCGCAGGAAGCAAACCCUGCAGGGGAGCCAGAGGAGACCAAGAAGGAGGUAGGAGGUGGCGAGGACGGCUGCCGAGAGGACAGGGUGGAGGACACGGCUGGACGCGAGAAGAGGAAGGGACACAGGAGCGACGCCGCCCCCCUGCACCUGUCUUGCCUCUUACUGGUGACUGACGAGCACGGCACCAUCCUGGGCAUUGAUCUACUGAUGGACGGCGCCCAGGGGAAUGCAGGCCGGGGCUCAGGGACCGAGAACCUGGCUCCUCGGGCCUACGCUCUCCUCUGCCACAGCAUGGCCUGCCCCAUGGGCUCUGGGGAUCCCCGCAAACCCCGACAGCUUACUGUGGGAGACGCCCAGCUGCAUCGAGAGCUGGAGAGCCUGGUCCCAAGGCUGGGGGUGAAGUUAGCCAAGACCCCAAUGAGGACAUGGGGUCCCCGACCCGGUUUCACCUUUGCCUCCCUUCGGGCUCGGACCUGCCAUGUUUGUCACAGGCACAGCUUUGAAGUGAAGCUGACCCCCUGCCCCCAGUGCAGUGCCGUCCUGUACUGUGGAGAGGCCUGUCUGCGGGCUGACUGGCGGCGAUGCCCGGAUGAUGUGAGCCACCGGUUCUGGUGCCCAAGGCUUGCGGCUUUCAUGGAGCGGGCAGGGGAACUGGCGACGCUGCCCUUUACCUACACUGCAGAGGUGACCAGUGAGACCUUUAACAAAGAGGCCUUCCUGGCCUCGCGAGGCCUCACCCGUGGCUACUGGACCCAGAUCAGCAUGCUGCUCCCAGGCCCCGGCACCCCCAGGCAGCCCUGGGGCAGUGUACCAUCCCACAGCCUUCUGCUCAGUGGAGACCCCUACCAGCUCCUCCAGGGGGACGGGCCUGCCCUGAUGCCUCCUGUGCCCCCAGACCCACCCAGGAGUCUCUUUGGCUCGUGGCAGGAUUACUACACAUGGCGGGGCCUCAGCCUCGACUCCCCCAUGGCCGUGCUCCUCACCUAUCCGCUGACCGUAUACUACGUCAUCACCCAUCUGGUGCCCCAGUCCUUCCCUGAGCUCAACAUCCAGAACAAACAGUCACUGAAGAUCCACGUGGUGGAGGCUGGGAAGGAGUUUGACCUGGUCAUGGUGUUCUGGGAGCUGCUGGUUCUGCUCCCCCAUGUGGCCCUGGAGCUGCAGUUUGUGGGUGACGGCCUGCCCCCCGAGAGUGACCAGCAGCACUUCACCCUGCAGAGGGAUGGCCCCGAGCUGUCGGUCCGUCCCGGUGCUGGGGCAUCAGCAAGGCUCGGCUCUGGGACUAAGGAGAAAGGGGGCCGCAGGGAUCUUCAGAUCAAGGUAUGCGCCAGGCCCUACCACCUGCUCCAGGGACCCAAGCCCGACCUGGUUAUCGGAUUUAACUCCGGCUUCGGUCUCAAGGACACUUGGCUGAGUUCCCUGCCCCGGUUACAGUCGCUCCGAGUGCCGGCCUUCUUCACCGAGAGCAGCGAGUAUGGCUGCGUGAUGGACGACCAGACUAUGGCGGUGGCCACCGGAGGGGGCACCAGCGCCGCACGGCCCAACCCCUUCCGCUCCCCCUUUCGCCUGCGAGCCGCUGACAACUGCAUGCCCUGGUACUGCAACGCCUUCAUCUUCCACCUGGUGUAUAAGCCUCCACCUGCGGGUGCGGCCCGCCCGGCGCCGGGCCCCGCGCCCCCGGCCCCGACCCCCGCCGCUCCUCCUGUCCCUGCCCGCAGACGCCGAGGAGAAAAGAAACCUGGGCGCGGGGUCCGCCGGCGGAGAUGA